Molecule: messenger RNA, 713 nt
Organism: Lolium rigidum
Lineage: Eukaryota; Viridiplantae; Streptophyta; Magnoliopsida; Poales; Poaceae
Exons: 3
Coding region: 66-713 (215 amino acids)
Biological process (GO): protein deubiquitination
Molecular function (GO): cysteine-type deubiquitinase activity
Source: RefSeq, a predicted model, not a curated record
GGCACGACUUGUAUGGGAUCUGGGCAUCACAUGCGAUGGAAGGAUCCAGUAUUCUAGACCAUUAGAUGUGGAACAUGUGGUACAGAUCGGAUUUGCUAGAGCAGUUCCCACAUCGGCGAAGCCGGCGGCGAUGGCGGCUGCUCCAGAUGCUGUACCAGUCCAUCCCCACCUGCUGCAGACGUGUAUGGAGGGACACAGUGAAGCUCCUUUCCUCACCCCUUCUCUUAUGGGGCGACAAUGGAGUCCUAGCCAUCAUGGCUACAGCUCGUCAAGCCAACUUGGUCCGUCCCCAGAUCUUGCUGCUGCAUCAAGAUCCCGAUCCACAUCAGAGCCGGAAGCGCGAUAGGAUUUUCAGGUCAAGCACACCGUUGAUCUGUUUCGACACAACAUUCUGCAGCAUCUGUGUGUGGCCAUACAGCUACCUACCAACUCCAUCCAUACCAUUGAGCAUAACUCUACUGAGGUGGUUGAAAGUUUGUGAUGGAUGCAAAUCCCGUGUGAACAUGGAAAAACACUUGAAGGUGGAGCAGCCUCCAGAAGUUCUGGUGAUCCAGCUCAACCGUUUUGAAAAUUUGGGCAGUUAUACUUCCAAGAUUCAAGAGAUGGUGAAAUAUCAGUUAGAGUUGGAUUUAAAACCCUUCCUCUGUGGAUACUGUGAGUUUCAUUUUCUUCUCAUUUUAUCAUAUUCCCCACGCACUCAUUUAUAUGGCUGA